CCCCGCACUCCUCAAACCAUCUGAAAGCCUUCCUUACAGUCAGUCUAAACUCUCGUCAGUCCAAGAUCUCAAACCCAAGUUCACAAGGAUGGAUGAACCGCUGUCUUCGUUUCUUUGGGAUAGCCUGAAGCACCGAUUUCUGUAGGAGCACCUCUUCAGUGCACUUUUUCCUCAUCUCUCUUUUUACCUCAGCCCUUGUCUCUCUCCUUCACCCCUCUCCUGCAUACCCCACUCCUUCUCGGCCCCUCUCCCUUCUUCCCUUUCUUCCGCCUGGCCGUUUCCCGGACUGAUUUAUUUGGCCCAGCGCAGCAGAGCUGGAGGGAAAGCACCAGGCUAUAUUUGUCGGCUGCUGAGGUUGGACCUGCUUUGACUUUUAGGAUCCUCCGUUUGGGUUUUACCUGCUCACACCUGCACCUCCUGCCUCCUCAGCAUCAGCUUCGCUCUGAAUAAGGAAGUAAGGGAUUCUUUUUGGUUUCACGUCUCCACGCGAGGAUAAAUGGAUUUCACCUGUUAAACGUUCGUGGAGCUUAAGUGAUUUGGAUCCAAACCUCCCACCAAACUUUGCAACUCAGUGUCAUUGCCAACAGAAGCCUUAAGUUUUCAGAGUGACUUCUCCUUUAAAGAAAAGACCGCCUUGGUCAAGAGCGUUUCUGAUACAGAUGCCAAACUUCUGGUCGUCCUUCCCAAGGUUUCAGAGUUGAAGAAAGUCUUUGAGAGAGUCGUCACAAAGGAUCCGGGAAUGAACAGAAAGGAGAGGAUAGCCCGGCGCUUGGAGGGGAUUGAAAGUGAUGCACCACCGGCGCUGGUGCCCGGCGGUUUGGUGGCUAACAGGAUGCUGGAGGAGGAUCCGCCUCGGUACACCCGCGCCUCAGACCCCUGUGAGCCCUGUGUGAUGGUGAGGCGCUACAGCCGAGACGAGCUGGAGGCUCCACAGAAGCAGGUGUCGUCUCCGGACAGAACGCCUCACGUCAAAGGUGGCGUCGGCAGCGGCCGUCCGGACCCAGUGUUGGUGUACGUCGACCCAGUGACAUUAUCCACCUCCUCGACACCCACAUCUGGCCCCACGGAAAACACCAGCCUGAGCUCCAAGGCUGAACGCAUCGCCCGCUACAAGGCCGAGCGCCGCCGCCAGCUGUCAGAGCGCUAUGGCAUCCUCCUGGACCAGGAGGCAGACGCCGAUUACACACCUCGCUACCGCUCCAGACGCGACCCAGACGUCUCCGACAGACAGACGGCUGGUAGGCGAGACAGAGACAGAGACAGAGACAGAGACAGGGACAAACCGGAGGUGGAGACACAAGGACGGGACUCCAAGGUGCCGUACCGCUCCGGAGUGGGCAAGGUUUACAUGAGGACUCAACCAGAUCCCGCACCCGUUACCACGCCGAGCCCCGCCCAGCCAACGCAAGCCCCGCCCCCGUCUCAGGAAAGACCAAGCAGAUUCUCGGAGCGGGAACGAGCAAUGAACAUGGAGAACUACCGACGUGGGGCUCAGGAGCGCCCGGUGGUUUCAAGAACCAGAUCCCAAGAGCAGCCCCACUACCAAGACGCCGGCCCUCAGGACUCGAGUCCGGCCUCCACCAGGGACUACAGUAUUGCAGCGGUGCCCAGCUCCCCUCGCACAGCCCGCCGGGCAUCCCUGCCCUCCACCCGCUACGGCAUCUCACCUGGGGAUUUAUUCAUCGAGCAGCAGGCCCAGAGCAUCCUGAACAGGCAGGGCCUGGCCGCCCUGUCAAAGAGCGACUGGUCUCUCAACACAGACUCAGAGAGUGACACAGGCUUCAUCUGGCCUUCAAGAAUCCGAGUAAGGGAACGAUUGCCCAAGGAUGAAUCUGUCCAGAGGCCCCCUGAUUGGAGUCCCGACGGGCACCAGGCUAACAGGCACCGUACUCAGGGGAGCGCUGCUCAGUACACGCCACAGCACUCAGAACCCACCCAACAAAGAACUGUUCCCCAGCCCCAGCCGAGCCCAGGCCACCAUCCCGCCCAUGGGCAAACAGCCUACCCGGAGUACCAACACACUGGCCCUGCUGUGGACUCGCAGCCCUAUUUGGCCAUGACGGCAAAACAUUCUGGACAUGCAGAAGUUCCACCACGAAGAAGAGUGAGUGCCGACCAAAUCCAUGCCGCCCAAAAGGAGGCGAGAUUGGAGGCGAGGCAGGCCUUGAAGGAAGAGGCCCAUACGGAGGGCCUGCUGAAGAGCAGGAAAGCUGUGCUGCCCUCCGAGAUUCGCAGAAGGGAAAAGAGCGUGGAUGACACUCAAAGGGGCCGGUACGAAGACAUGGACUGGCAGAAUACCAGCCCAGAACAGAGGAGGGCGACUCGAAACGAGGAAGACUGGGAUCGGGAGAGACCAAGGGAGAGGGGAAGGGAAAGAAAUGUCGAGAGAGUCAGAGAAAGGUUGAGAGAGCAGACCUCCAGCCACGACGGCCAAGAAGAGAAAGUAUUCAGAUCUGUGCAGCCUUCCCACCCGCCGGUACACCAGCAGCCUAGACAGCAUCAGUCAUCAGAGACCUUGUAUCACCAGGAGCCCCAAAUUCAGCAUCACGAGCCCCUCACGCAACAACAGCAUGAACCCAGAAAGAGGCAAGCGUCUGCUCAAAUUCAACAGCAAGACCCUCAAAGGCAGCAUCAGUACGAGCACUCGAGGCAGCCGCUGGAGAGUCAAAGGCAACAGCAGUCUCAAAGACAGCAGGAGUACGGGACGCAAAGGCAGGAACCUCCAACUCAGCAGCAAGACUCCCAAAGGAAACAUCAACACCCCCAAGUAGACGAAGGGUUUCAGGCUCAGAGGCAGCAGCAGGACCCGUACGCGCAAAAGAGGUCUGACUCGGCCGUCUACCUCCAGAGGGGCACGGCCGCUUUCCCUCUAACCAAACACAGGAGCACGGAGGUGAGCGGAGGGUCCAAACACAAGAUACGAACCCGCUCCAUGUCAGAUAUAGGCAUAAGCCAGCACUCCACCAUGUAUCGCAUGGAGAGGGCAGCUGCCGGCAGAGAGGCGGCGUCCAGGGCUGUCCCUCCACCGGGGAUGGCUAAUGGCGGGGAGAUGGGAACCCUGGACACAAGGGUGUCAGUGGCACAGCUCCGACACUCUUAUCUGGAGAAUGCCAACCGGAAACCUGAGUUCGAGACUACCAAAGUAGAUCUCUCGGCCAUGGAGGUAGAUCCAGGUAGCAGCGGUGACCGGGGUGCUCGAAGGCCUCGACGCUACUUCACCCCAGGGGACAGUCGCAUGUCGGAGAGGUUUAGGACCCAGCCCAUCACCUCUGCAGAGCGUCUGGAGUCUGAUAGGUCCCGUCUAAGCCCAUCACAACUACAGGAAUCUGAGGAUGCGGAAAAGUUGGACGAGAGAGCUAAGAUGAGCGUGGCUGCCAAGAGGUCUCUCUUCAGGGAGCUGGAAAGAACAUCAGAGGGAUGUGUCCCCAAACCACGCUCGCGAAAUGCUGCCGUAGAAAGACGUCUGAGGCGAGUCCAGGACCGCUCUCACACCCUCCCCGUCACCAUCAAGGAGGUGGUCACCGUUGCAGGAGAUGCUCCCACACCGUCACAACCUGUCAGCGUCCAUAUGAAUGUAAACCGUGUCCCCAGCCCACCGGUGGCGACGAGCACAAGUGUGACGAGCAUCAGCGUUAAGCCCGAUUCUGCAGCCUCAGAGCAGGAGAAGGAGAACCAGGAGAACCAGAAGCCAGCUCCGGGCGUCCAGGAGCCCGUCUCGGACGAGCCGGACCUCUCCGCUCUGAGUUUGUCUGAGAAGAUGGCCCUGUUCAACCGGCUCGCCCAGCCGACCGGCAAAACCGGAGAGGGGACCCGAGGGGACACCCGCCAGCGUAGAGCCAACGCCCGCUUCCAGACGCAGCCCAUCACCAUGGGAGAGGUGCAGCAGGAGGCUGAGGCGGCAGAAACCUCUGCGGCGGUGUGUAACGGCGACUUAGAGGCCAGUCAGGGAGAACAUCUGAAGAAUGGAGGCGAGAUCAAACUGGAGCCCCUGUCGGCCUCCCUGGUUCGAUCCGUGGCGGCCGUCACCUCCCGAGCCAUGGCACCAGGCGGCGGUGGCGGCGGAGGCAGCAGUGGCAGCGCCGCCACCGGGGACGGCGACAAUCUCGGCAAGUCCACCGCCGUCCCCUACGUCCCCGCCCAACAACGGGCUCCCGGCGGCGCGAGCGCCCACCAGGAGAGGGCGCUGAGGUACUUCUCCAUGACCCAGAGCGGGGACCCGGGCCACCACGAGAACGAGCUCGGCUCCUCCUCUCGCCUCCCCGAGAGCCGAGAGAGAGCGGGGGCCCCUCCUGCUCCCGCGUCCUCCGCCGGCCACAGGCAGCAAGGGGAGCGGGGGGAGGACGAGGUUAGAGGGAGGCAGCAGGGAGGAGCCGGGGAAGACGUCCAAGGCGUCGGCGCGAAGGGUAAGCGGCACUUAGACGACAGGCAGCAGCAGCAGCAGCAGCAGCAGCAGCAUCAGCAUCCUCACGCUGCAGAGCCCUCUUUGUGGAGGGGAGAGUCAGAGCCUCUGCCCAGCUGGAGAGCCGCAGACUCCCAGGAGAGAGCAGACGGGGGAGGAGGAGGAGGGGGAGGAGGAGGAGGAGGAGGAGGAAGAGGAGGAAGCUACCUGAGAGAGGCUGCAGCCGCUCACGGUUCCUCCACACAGGAGCAGCAGGAGAGAAGCAGCGGCCGGAGCCAGGCGCUCGUCUCAGAUUUGCCGGAUCACUCUGCGUCGCUGAGGCCGCUGGUGGCUAAAGUAUCAUCCAGGACAGCGUCUCACGUUUCGACCGGCGUGCAGCAGCAGCAGCAGCGGCAGCAGCCUCCUCAGACUCUUCCUAAAACCUUCACACAGCAGCCGCCGCCGCCUCCUCCAACCCAACCCAAACCGGCGUCGUACGCCCAGCCCCCGCCAACCUACCCCAAGCCUUUCGCCCACUCGCCACAAGCCCAGCCCAGACUUCAGGGGUUCGUCCAGUGUCUCCCCAAGCCUUUCCCGCAGACGGCGCCGCAGCCUCCGCUUAAGCCCCAGCUUCCUCCGCAGACUCCCCCCAAACCCCAGUCCCUCCCCCACGCCCUGGUCAAGUCCCACUCCCUGCCCCUGGACCACAGCGAGGACCUCAGCAGGCUCAGCGACCACUCUGGAGAUCAGCUCUCCCCCACCGAGUCCGGGGACCAACUCUCUGACAGCAUGUCCGCCAAACAGAUGUCCAUCAGGGAGAGAGUGGCACUGCUGAAGAAGAGCGGCGAGGAGGAUUGGAGGAACAGGAUCAACAAGAAGCAGGAGGUGGUUCAGGUGGCGUCCACCGAGCAGCAGGUGUGGACGGAGACGGAGCAGAGCUGCCAGAAGAAGGAGGAGAGGGUGUCCGUUCAGGACUAUUCCGCUGUGUCUGUGUCUGAACAGCUGUGGGAGCCUGUCUUCUCCUCCACCUAUUCUCCUCCUAUCUCCCUCGGUCAAAAGUGUCAGUACAUUGACCACCAUAGCCAGAAGACGGGAGAGGACAUCGAUGCGCAGAUGACCAUUGAGGAGAGGAAACACAUGAUUUCAACCCGUGAGGAGGCCUGGAAGACAAAGGGCAAAGGAGCAGCCAAUGACUCCACCCAGUACACGGUGGCUGCUCGCAUGGUCAAGAAAGGUCUGGCAGCCUCCUCCUCAGUCAUCAGUCCCAUCCUGUCACCAGUCUCCACCAAACUCAAGAGCAGCAAACCGCAAGAAGAAAUUGAGGCCAGGCCGGACAUGGAAUCAGAUAAGAAACUAGACAAGUUGGAGAUCUUCUUGGGACGUCUCAACAGCAAAGUGGCAGGUUUGCAGGAAACCACUAUAACAGUGACGGAGAAGGCAGUGAAGGAGGUGAUGAAGCUGGACGACGAGAUCUUCUCCAAGUUCUACAAACGCGUGGCUGAAUUCCCACGCAUGCCCACCAGGAUCGAGAUCAGCGAGGACUUCGACAGCAUCUUCGGUUCUCAGGGUCCCAAAUUGACUUCGGCCAUGGUGAAGCACAAGCGCUCCGUCCGUCCAUCCAGGAACGUCCAGGCCUCCAGGAACCCUCUGAAGAUGCUGGCGGCCCGAGACGACAUCCGACACGAGUACACGGAGCAGAGGCUGAACGUGGCGCAGCUGGAGAGCAAGAGGAUGAAGGCUGAGAAGACCGAGCUGACUAAAAGCUCCGAGUACUCGGAGGCCGCUCUGGCCGGUCUGGCCAGCAAAGAAAACUUCAGCAGCGUGAGUCUGCGCAGCGUCAACAUCUCGGAGCAGAUGUCCAACAACAGCGCGGUGCCGUAUAAGAACCUCAUGCUGAUGCAGAUCAAAGGUCGUCGUCACGUCCAGACCAGGUUAGUGGAGCCCAGAGCGUCUUCUCUGAACAGCGGCGACUGCUUCCUGUUGGUCACUCCGGAGCGCUGCUUCGUCUGGAUAGGAGAGUUCUCAAACGUCAUAGAGAAGGCCAAAGCCACAGACUUGGCCACUUUCAUCCAGACGAAUAAGGACAUGGGCUGCAGGGCGGAGCAGGUGCAGACCAUCGAGGAGCGGGUCAACCCUCAGGGUCCGGAUAUGCAGCAGUUCUGGACCAUCCUAGGUGGACACAUGGCGUACCAAUCGGCCGGUCCGCCAGAGGAGGACGAGCAGUUUGAGAACGCCAUCGUAGAAACCAACUGUAUCUUCAGGCUGCUGGACGACAAGCUGGUUCCUGAUGAUGAGGAGUGGGGGAAGGUCCCUCGCAGCUCUCUGCUGGAAUCCAAGGAGGUGUUGGUGUUCGACUUUGGCAGCGAGGUGUAUGUGUGGCACGGUAAAGAGGUGACUCUGGCCCAGAGGAAGGUGGCCUUCCAGCUCGCCAAGCACCUGUGGAACGGCACGUUUGACUACACCUGCUGUGACAUCAACCCUCUGGACCCCGGAGGCUGCAACACGCUCAUACCCAGGAAGGGUCAGGGACGUCCUGACUGGGCGAUAUUCGGGAGGCUGACAGAGCACAACGAGACCAUCUUGUUCAAGGAGAAGUUUGUGGACUGGACUGAAGCGAAGUCGCCGACAACGAAGGAAGGAGGCGAGCUUGUACCUGAGCUGAAGGAGGCUCCGGGACGAGAGUGCCGGCCUUACGACGCCACCCUAAUGCUCCCUGUCCUCCAGUCGUCCAUUUCCACCAUCCUGGACGGGGUGAACGUCGGCCGCGGCCACGGCCCCGUGGAGUCGGAGGACCACAUGAGGACGCAGGAGAUCACCACGGCGUCCGUGGACGUUUGGCACAUCCUGGAGUUCGACUACAGCCGCCUGCCACGCCAGAGCAUCGGCCAGUUCCACGAGGGAGACGCCUACGUGGUCAAGUGGAAGUACAUGGUCAACACUUCAGUCGGUCGGAGGCAGAACCCUGAGGCGAGGAGCAGCGGCCCGGGGAAGGAGAAAUGCUGCUACUUCUUCUGGCAGGGUCGACACUCCACCGUCAGCGAGAAGGGAACGUCAGCGCUGAUGACGGUGGAGCUGGACGAGGAGAGAGGAGCACAGGUCCAGGUGCAGCAAGGAAAGGAGCCGCCAUGUUUCCUGCAGUGCUUCAACGGAGGGAUGAUCGUCCACGCAGGAAAGAGGGAGGAGGAGGAGGAGAACACGCAGAGUGAGUGGCGUCUCUACUGUGUGCGUGGUGAGGUGCCGGUGGAGGGCCACCUGCUGGAGGUGGCGUGUCACUGCAGCAGCCUGCGCUCCAGAGCCUCCAUGAUCCUGCUCAACAUCAACAAGGCCAUCAUCUACCUGUGGCACGGCUGCAAGACGCAGCUGCACACCCGCGGCGUCGGAAACACGGCCGCGCUCAAGAUCAAGGAGCAGUGUCCUCUGGAAGCCGGCCUCCACAGCAGCAGCAAGGUCACCAUCCAUGAGUGCGAUGAGGGGAUGGAGCCUCCGGGAUUCUGGGAGGCUCUGGGGAGAAAAGACAGGAAGGCUUAUGACUGCAUGCUGCAAGAUCCAGGUAAAUUCAACUUCACCCCGCGGCUCUUCCAGCUGAGCAGCACGUCCGGAGAUUUCGUGGCGACCGAGUUCUUCCACCCGUCCAGAGCUCCGGACCUGGUCAGCUCGCUGCCCUUCCUGCAGGAAGACCUGUACAACGCCCCACAGCCUGCUCUGUUCCUGGUGGAUAACUUCCAUGAAGUUUACCUGUGGCAGGGCUGGUGGCCUCAGGACAGCGAGAGCACCGGCUCGGCUCGGAUCCGCUGGGACGCGGACAGGAAGUGUGCGAUGGAGACCGUCCUGCAGUACUGCAAAGAGAAGAACGAGAAGAAGCCUCAGAAGUCGUACCUGAUCCACGCCGGUCUGGAGCCGCUCACCUUCACCAACAUGUUCCCCAGCUGGGAGCACAGGGAGGACGUGGCUGAGAUCACAGAGAGGGAGGCCGAGGUGUGUAACCAGAUCAUCCUGGUGGAGGACGUGCUGGCCCGGCUCUGUCAGAACACCUUCCCUCUGGCCCAGAUGCAGGCCCGGCCGCUCCCAGAGGGCGUCGACCCGCUCCGGCUAGAGAUGUACCUGUCCGACCAGGACUUUGAGCCAUCCUCAGUAACACGUCUCAUCCUAACUCCAUCUAACUCUCACUUUUCAGACCAAGUUGUAGGUGGAUUCAGAAAGCUUUGGAAAUGAAGAGAGAGGAAUACGAACGUCUGCCAGGGUGGAAGCAAGUGAACUUAAAGAAAGCCAAAGGAUUGUUUUGAGAAAGUUUUUAUUUUUUAAACACGAAGAGAGGAGACGAGACGGAGACGCAGUGAGAGGAGCCCGACGUGGUUUGUGGUGUGAAUCUGGAUCUGAAGAAAACCCGGAAGGAUGAAGACUGGAGAUGCACUCGCCUCGCUUAUAGAGUUUCAUUUUAUUAUUUUUUUUACGUCUCAACUUUGUCAUUAAUUAACUAAAUCUGACGGCGACAGGUGUAGGUUUGGUUUCAUACGUGGUAAAAAAAAAAAAAGAAUUUGUUGAAGAUCAUGGACUCGUUUGUUGUCAGGGUGCCAUGCUGUGGUUGUGUGCGACUGUAUAUAAUGUUUGUGUGUUUAAAUGUGUAAAAGUUUGUGUGUGUGCGCGUUUGUAACUAUGUAAAAAACAAAACAACAACAAAAAAAAAGGUAAAAACGAAACCUCAUCGUGUCAGAUGUCGUGAGGAAAGUCGUCGUCUUCUUCUGCCUCGUGGGUCGACUCGUACCGAGAGGAGAGAGUUGUAAUUUUAAAGGUGUGACAAACAGCAGCUUGGUGAAUCUGAAUGUAUAGUGCCUUGCUUUUUGUGUACAGUUUAUAUACAGAAAUUCUAGUCUGCAUUUUUAAAGACUUUCUUUGUGAUAUAGUGAAUUAAAUCACAAUAAUGCUCAACUCA
Molecule: messenger RNA, 9308 nt
Organism: Mugil cephalus (flathead mullet)
Lineage: Eukaryota; Metazoa; Chordata; Actinopteri; Mugiliformes; Mugilidae
Product: supervillin-like
Exons: 42
Coding region: 740-8590 (2616 amino acids)
Biological process (GO): actin polymerization or depolymerization; actin filament severing; barbed-end actin filament capping
Cellular component (GO): cytoplasm; actin cytoskeleton
Molecular function (GO): actin filament binding; phosphatidylinositol-4,5-bisphosphate binding
Source: RefSeq, a predicted model, not a curated record